AACACUGUCCCGUUCUGAUUGACUUCCGUUUCUUUUUUAUUUCUGCUACAUAGGGAAUUGCUUCAUAUCAGAGCUUGGAGAUAUGCUCCUCACCCUCAAACCUCCCGCGCAGAACGGCAUCAAAGGCCCUCAUGAAUACUCCAUUGUUCGCCAGUCCAUUCCAACCCCGCGGUCUUCUCCGCCCUCCGUCCCUGAUCCCUCGUCGACUGCUUCCACUCCCACCAACACAGCUCCGCCCUCACGACAGCCCGCUAACCAUCACCGCUCCAUGGACUCGUCCCGCAGAGGACUGCCUCCGCCCUCGUCGAUGACCUUGCCUCCUCCCGAUGUUGGUCGGCCCACCAUGACCCCCGUGAGCCAGCUGCCUCCGCCUCCGCCGCAAUGGCAGAGCCCCGACGACUCGAUGCGCCAUUGGCUUCAGGCUCGUGCGGAGGAGGAUCGGAGGAAACAGGAGGAGGAAAGGACACGCCAGGAGACUCUCCGGUUGGAACAGCGUCGUAUUGAACAGGGCAUCAGUGGUGGCAGUCUGUCUCAGUCGGCCAUGGAGAUUGCCCAGCAGUUUCUCAACCAGCAGACCCCUGGCCGUGUGCCUGCGCCGCCAAUGCCUCAGCGACAGCCUUCCUCGGGCUUGGAUAUCUCUUCUUCUACCCUGCCUCCACCACCGCCGCCUUCGUCUAUGGCCCACCGUCGCUCACACUCUGGUAUGGGCGCUGACAUGCGGCGGGAUCCUCGUGUCGUGUCUUCUCAUCCAUAUGCUGCGCCUCCGCCUCCGCAGCAGGCCUUUGCUGGUCCCGGUGGCCCUUUGCCAUCACAGCCGUUGAAUAUACCCGUGGAAUCGUCUCCCACAAAGCCUUCUCUCUCUCGUCCCCCAUUAGCUGGUGGCCCGCCAGAUCCUAGGGUUCCAGCUUCAUCUCGAAUCCAUCCGGCCGAUAUGCAAACGCAGCACCCUCCGAUCAACCUCAGUAACGCACAAUAUGCCCCCGGAUCGUCCAUUCCUCAUCCCCCGCAGACAACGUCAAUCAAGCAGGACGCGCAUUCACGCCAAUCAUCCUCGUCUAUCUUCUUUCAUCACUGGGUCCCCCCAGGCCAUUCACAACAGCCUGCAGAGUAUCACAACUCCCCUGGUCGAAAACGAAAGGCACAAGGGCCGCACCAGCCACCUCCUCUUCCCUCAUCACGAACAUCAGAUGGCCUUUCAACUUUCUCUCAAUCCACCAGACAGAGUUCCCCUGGAGCAGGAGGCCGGAGGGGCCCACACAUGCAUCGUCGUCAGCAAAGCGAUGGCUCGUAUGAAUCACGAGCCCCAGACCACAUGGACUCGGAACACAGCAAUGGGCCGAGUCCCAUUCAUACCGCACCUCCAAGUUCGGUGCUAACACCGGGUGACUCGAGUCCGGAGAAAAGUCAAGAUCGUGUGGGUGGAGCAUCAGUGCCUGAGUCUCAAGAUGUAGAGCCCCCAACACAACAACAACCCCCUUUAAGCUCAGAGACUGCCUACCACUAUAAUACAAACAACGGAAACAAUCGACACUUGACGUCAGGAGCACCUCCAGAUGCAGCACCACCUUUGAAUGAUGGCGAUCAACAAGGGACCUCUCCUGGUAGCAGAGAAACACCGAGUUUCGUGUAAAAACGAAAGUCUAGUCUCCCCGCAGGUAUGAUCUUUGAGGAAAUACGCCAGUUUCAUACCAGACGAGUUCAUGAGGACAUCAUAUCAUAAAAGCUUUUGCUAUUUUUUCCUGGUUUAUUUAUUUCGGUCUGGGGCGGCUUUGGUAAUCUUUGUUUACAUUUACUAGCGAGGCUUUCUUUUCUUGUUUUGUUUCUCUCUACUCUUCGACGGCAGCUCGCCUCGACUGGCUCGUGGUGGGCAAUCGACCUUCUGACAUUUCGAUUUCGGUACUGCUUUGUCCCAAGCAGCAGGCAUGCUUGGAUGAUAUGAACGUUGACGUUACUAAAGAGAACAUAGACCUAGCUCUGAC
Molecule: messenger RNA, 1979 nt
Organism: Aspergillus wentii DTO 134E9
Lineage: Eukaryota; Fungi; Ascomycota; Eurotiomycetes; Eurotiales; Aspergillaceae
Exons: 4
Coding region: 83-1630 (515 amino acids)
Source: RefSeq, a predicted model, not a curated record